Pipistrellus kuhlii (Kuhl's pipistrelle) is the source of this 799-nucleotide messenger RNA. It is a transcript of the gene GLOD5, whose product is annotated as glyoxalase domain containing 5. The transcript is spliced from 4 exons. The coding region runs from base 97 to 579 and encodes 160 amino acids. Lineage: Eukaryota; Metazoa; Chordata; Mammalia; Chiroptera; Vespertilionidae. The record is from RefSeq and is a predicted model, not a curated record.
CCUCAGCCUGUGGCCCUCCCCUUCCUGCCCCUUGAUCUCCAGGCGCUGAGCCAGAGGGUUGUCUGGAGGUCCCUGGGCAAGGACACUUAGCCUGCCAUGCUGUGCCGCCUGCCCUCCAGGCUGCCAGCCAGGAUGUGGGGCAGGACUUCGGAGAAGCAGUCAUGGAGGCACAGCAAUCAGACCCCUUCCCCAUGUCUUAUCCAUAGACUUGACCACAUCGUGAUGACAGUAAAGAGUAUCAAAGACACCACCACGUUUUAUUCCAAAAUUCUGGGCAUGGAGAUCAUAACAUUCAAGGGAGACAGGAAAGCACUGUGCUUUGGAGACCAGAAAUUUAACCUUCACGAAGUGGGAAAAGAAUUUGAACCCAAAGCUGCUCACCCAGUUCCUGGCUCUCUGGACAUAUGUCUGAUCACAGAGGUACCUUUGAGUGAAAUGGUCCAGCACCUCAAGGCUUGUGAUGUCCCUAUUGAGGAGGGUCCAGUCCCCAGAACGGGGGCAAAAGGGCCCAUUAUGUCCAUCUACUUCCGAGACCCUGACGGAAACCUGAUUGAGGUGUCCAACUAUAUUUCCCCAUGACUGAAGCUCGCCCUCCGCCACUUUGUUCCCUGAAGUGCUGCCCAUUUUCUUCCCCAAGACCCUCACCGGACCCAGAGGCCUCCAAGAACUGAUGACAGGCGCUUCACACAUCCUGCUGGGGGGACCCGAGAUGGGUUUGGGACCAAACCUACAUGACUCCAUGUUCUCCUGCCAAGCUGCCCCAAUAAAUUAAUAACCUCUCAAUUAAUAUAAGCUCUUU